Molecule: messenger RNA, 636 nt
Organism: Erythranthe guttata (spotted monkey flower)
Lineage: Eukaryota; Viridiplantae; Streptophyta; Magnoliopsida; Lamiales; Phrymaceae
Product: Low-density receptor-like protein
Source: RefSeq, a predicted model, not a curated record
UUUCUAAAACUAAAGACGUGCUUCCCACUUAGCCGACAAAAUAUAAAAAACGCUAUUUUAAAUCUCUCCCUAGAUUUCAUCUCUCCGCCCUGCUCCGAUCGCAAAACACACACAAUCACACACAGUGAAGGCGAAGAGUGAAGCAACAAUGGCGUCUCCUACAGCAAGGCUCACAUUCCGCAUACUCCUGGCGGCGGCGGCGGUUCUCUUACUUUUCUAUGUCGGCCGCCCUCUCUACUGGAAAAUCUCCGCCACCGUUCACGACAUCCGCCACAACAAACAAACUGUAUCUGGAGGGAUAUCCCAAAUUGUGCAAGAAGCUCAGAGAUCGGUGGGGUGGUACCAUGACGAGUCAGACUCAGGACUGAGUGAGAACAAGAGAUUUUCUUCAGCUAGGAGGUUUCUUCUCGAUCAGGUUCUGUGAAAUUCGAAACGUCCUUGUUCAUGAUUUUUUUUCCCUUUCAAUUUUCGUUUUUAUCCACGAAAAGAGAUACCACGUCAUCGUUUCUGUCGAUAGAGUAAAUGUAUUGAUAUAUAGUUGUUAUUUAAACGGCAUCGUUUAAAUAAAAGUUAUGUAACUCAUACGUAUAUGUGACCGUUUACUGUUAUAGUAUCAUCUGUUUGUUGCUGUUAAAA